Molecule: messenger RNA, 1538 nt
Organism: Drosophila biarmipes
Lineage: Eukaryota; Metazoa; Arthropoda; Insecta; Diptera; Drosophilidae
Product: LEM domain-containing protein Bocksbeutel
Exons: 1
Coding region: 77-1279 (400 amino acids)
Source: RefSeq, a predicted model, not a curated record
CGCCAACAGCAACAAAAACAAUCAGUGACGACAUAGUUAUUUUUGUUUUGAGUUUCACCACAUCGCACUGCAAAAAAUGUCGGACACCGCUUACCUGGACUCGUUGAGCAACAAGGAGCUGCUGGCCAAGUGCCUGCAGCUCGGCCUUCCCGGUGUCCCCGUGACGGACAGCACUCGCAGCGUGAUCAUUCGCCGGCUGAAGGCAGCAAUCACCGGGACUCCGCUGAACAACAGCAAAUCCUCGAGUAAGAAGCCCACGCCCAGACGUGAAACCGUGCACGGCAGCGAGGUGUCGACGCCCACGUCGGAGCCAGUGCGUCGUUGGGCCGGAAGAAGUGCGGCCCGCAGCGACGGCAGCAAGAUCAGUGAGCAGAGUCGUCGCACCAUCGCCUACGGGCUGGACAACACCUCGACCUCUGGGAGAUCGGUGCAGACCACGACCACCGUCUCGGAUGUGGGCUCCCAGUCGGAGGACGAUGACUUCUACGUGGUGGAUUCCCCCGGAAGCAGGUACCACCAGGACCAAAAGAACAGGCGCUCCGUGUCGCUGACCAAAUCCGGAGUGCUGACCACUUCGUACACCCGCGAGGUGGACCAGCCGCUGUACGAGCAGGAGGACAUACCCAGCAGCUACACCUACGAGAGACCAAAAGUGCCAGCCGCUCCUUUGCACACACUGCCCACAUAUGAGCCUCGCAUCGAACCCUCGACCUACAGACGCACAGAUCUGGGUUUCUCGCGACCCAUGCUGACCCAAUCCAAUCUGAACUCCACCAGCUACCAGGAGGCACCGGGAUUCAACCCAUCCCUUUCGCCGGUUUCGCCGAGGAACACUUUCAGCGGCUCCGCCAGGCCUUUUAGUGGUCCAGCGCCAGCUCCUGUGCGCCAGCGAACGAGCGUGGCGGCCAGUGGACACAACUUGGCACGUGGUCGCCUGCUGCAGCCCACCACAGCGGUGAACAGUCUUUAUCCGCAACUUAACCAGUUCUACGAUCAGCCAGACAAUGCAGGCGAGCCCAUGGAAACGGAGAGCGAGUCCGAGGCGGAGGAGGCCCCGAUCAGGAGCAGCCAUUUCGCAGCCAGACGCUCGUCACCACUGGCCAGGCCUCAGGUCAGGAAACCUCUGGUGAGACAGCAGGAUCAGGUGUCGCCCAUGGCGCAGUUCCGUGCCCUGAUGGUAUCGCUGGACCAGAAAUAUAAUCUCAAGUUCUACUUCAUACUCGUAGUGACCGUGAUGGUGGCCACCAUGAUCUAUGUGGUCAUGACGCCCAACUCCUAGGAGGCCCUAAUGUUACGUGUUACUGCGAUGGCCUUCAACAAUUUGGUUUCGGUUACUACAUGCAUUUUGAACCCGGACUUCAAGACUUCGCACAUUAAGACUACUUAAAAAUACCCAGACACGUUCAGAAGUUCACGUAUAUUCAGUUCAAAUUGCCAAGUCUUUAAUUGCUUGUUUUCGCAUAUGAUUUCUUUUUAUACAUAAUUAGAAAAAUGUACUACAUUAUAAUUAUUGUAUUAAAUAAACUAAUUAAAUGUAA